CUGCCCGGCGGCCGGCUGGCCUGGGCGGCCAACGGCGCCGCGCUCGAGGUGCUCUGCUGCCGGACGGGCGCGCGCCGCGCCGCCUGGACGUUCGGUGCGCACUGCUCGGACGGCGCUCCGCCGCAGGUGACUGCCGUCUGCUCCGUGGCCGAGGCGGUCGGUCCGGCCGCUGCCCACCUGCUCGCCGUCGGUCUCGACUGCGGCGGCCGCUCCGACUCGGCCGGCGCUACCGGCGGCGGUAUGGUGUGCGUGUUCGACCUGUCGGCGGCGGCAGUGGUGCGCGCCGUCCGACUGCCCCACCAGGUGACGGCUCUGCACGUGCUGCGCGCGCCGACCGACUCGGUCGACCUGUGUCCGCCGCUACAGGCCAUGGGCGUGCUGGCCGCCGUCGGCACACAGGCCGGCUUCGUGCUGCUGCUCGACCUCUGCCUGGACGGGCCAGUGGACACAGACGAACGCAGCCCUGGCGUGCCCACUUACGUCACUGUACUGGAGCCGGCGGCGGCGCAGCGGCGCCACGAGCAGGCGGCGCUCGGCAACCACCUGUGUCUACCGCUCAACGACGCAGCCGUGGAGGGCGGUAUGUACCAGCACCGGUCAGCGGCGGGCCGGCUCGAGCACGCCCAGCCUGCCGACGACACCUGGGUCUCGACCGUUCACUGGCUGCCCCAGCUGCGAAGCCUGGUCGUCGGUCUCAGCUUCGGAUGCUUCCAGGUGUGGAGUCUGGAGACACUUCAGUUGGAGUUCGCCAGUCGGUACGAGGCCGGCCAGCUGCCAGUGGUCGGCUGCGUCUUCCUGGAACCCGAGAACGACCCGCGCCGCUUCGUCUACCUGUGGGUCAUCAACAGCGUGCCGGCCUACCACGACAUGAACGGCUCUGUGGCCUCGGCGGCGCUGUACGCGCUACUCUACACAGAGCGGUCCUGGGAGGAAGGCAUACCCGUCUACCGCGGCCUGCAGCAGGCAGGUCGGAAGCUGGUGUACGAUCUGACCACCACGCCCGAGCAGCCGGACGCCGGCCGUGUGUCGGCCAGCUGCCUGCUGUCGGCCUUCGCGCUGCCGGCUGCCGGCCUGGAGAGCAGCGGUGGCGGAGACGACAGCCUGGCGCCGCGAGACGGCACCUGCUGCGCGCUGGCCUGGGAGGCGUGGACUGAGGACGGCGCCUCAGCCUGCACCUGUCUGGCGCUGUUCGACCUGAACCGCUGGUACCAGGCGCAGCUACCGCACCGCGUGGACGCGGCCGGCCUCGAGCGCUGCGAGUACCUGCGCUUCUUCUCGCUGGACGCCAGUGACGGUAUCGUGAUGGGCGUGUCGGUGCGCGCCGCCGAGCCGCGCUCGGGUCUGCUGACGGCCACCCUCCUGCUGGACGUGGGCGUGCAGACCAUGUCGUUCUGCGGACCGCAGGAGCAGCUGCUGCGUGCCCUGCAGGCCACUGGAGGCGCCCAGCUGUCACAGCCCCUGCAGGCGUACGAGGCGGCGCGCCGGCUUGGCCUGGUGUCCGCCGGUGCCGUCUCUCCGGCCGAACAGCGCGAGGCGCUGCUUACUCUGGCGCUAGAGCGCGGCUUCAGCUCGCUGUUGGCGUCGUGCGCGACACGCUGGUCAUCAGGAGACUCCGACCCGGGCGGCUGCACGCUGCGCGCGCUACUCAACUGGCUGUGGCAGCACGCCGUCGAGGUGGUAUCUCGCAUCGACGCAUCGUGUGUACCGCUGUUUGACAUGAGCGCCGGGAAUCUCUCUGACGAAGAUCUGGCCAUCCUACACGGACUGCGCGCUCAGUUGGACGGUAUGGUCACAGUUCUAGACACUAUGGCCGCCAGAACUCCAAACACUGACGGCGGCCGCGCCGAGCUCGAGUCCAAGAGCUACGUGCUGCGUGUGCGUAGUCUGCACACGGGUGUGAUCCUGUGGCUGUGUCACGCCGGCCUGCUGCCAGAACAGGCUGACGAGGAGGCCGGCGAGUCAGUCGAGUUCGCGUACCCGGGCGCGGCGCUAGCGCAGUGGUACGCCGAGCGGCGCAGACAGCUGGGACGCCGCCUGCUCAUGGUGGACGGCCUGGUGGAGGAGCUGGGUGAGCCGCUGCGCGCCUACUGGCAGGAGGACGGCGACGGCGCGUACCCGCCGCGCUCGCUGCAGGCGCUGACCCGUGCCUACCUGCUGGACGGGGUGACGGACGUGCGUAAACACCGCCUGCUGCACUAUCUGCUGCUCGACCUCAGCCGACUCGUCUCCGACGAACACCACGACACGCUCAAGUCGUUCCCCUCCAGCUUCGCCAUGCCGCCCAGCCUGAUCAAGCUGACGCACGCCUUCUGGCACCUGGAUCACGGCAAUGUGGACUCUGCUCUGGUGUUCCUGAUGGACCCGCUGGUCCGGCCGGCGGAUCUCAGCGCCUGGCAGCACCGGCGCGUGGUAGAGUCGCUGUUGGCGCAGCAGGCGCCGCGCGCUGCCCUGCAGUACGCCCGGGCGCGCCACCUCCCGGCGCCGCACGCCGCCGAUCUGCGGCUCCACCUGCGCGUGCUGCUGGAUAACGGUCUGGUGACUGAGGCGCUGCGCUAUGAGCGCCGCCACCGUCCUCUGGGAGGCGACGAGCUCACUGGAUGGCUCCUGGAGGGCUGCAAGCAGCGCCGCCUGCUCACACAGCUGAUGCGUCAGCCGCUGGACGCCGCGCUCGAACGGCAAUUCAUCCAGUUUCUGGAGAAGAACGCGGACCGUGAGUGUGCCGAGCUGCUGCACGUGUUCUAUCUACAGCGGGGCCGGUACCGGGAGGCGGGCGACCUGCAGCGGAGACUGGCGGCCGCCGCUGCGCCCCCUGCCCCGGCGCGGGCCGAGUUUCGGCAGUCGCUCCAUCAGCUGCUGCCGACGCUGAUCCACCGCCGCGACGGCUCUCCGUCGGCUGGAGUUCCCCGUCACGGCACCGUCGCCAGUCGCCGCCGCCCGCUCUCGGCACAGCUACACCAGGUGCCGGCCGACGUCCGCUCGCGCGCCAUCCUCAUCCAGGAGGUACUCGAACAGAACGGCAAGAAACCAGCGACUCCGGCGGUCGCCGCCACGCCAUUCCGUCCUCGCCACAAGCGGAAACUGCCGGAAGAUGAUGACGUAUUCGACAGUCCGGCAGCCGGCCAGCGACGUCCGCUGCGGCCCGACGUGCGGCGUCUGCUGCAGACACCGCCUGUGCGCCGGGCGCCGCGCCGCUCCGAUAUUGAGCCCGGCACGCCCCAGAUGACCACUCCAGCCGCCACCAGGACGCCGCAGUCAAUUCUCAAGGUGCGCCGCUACUUGGAAUCGAGCGGCGCCUCGCGCACUGAGGACACGCCAUCCAAGCAGCUGCGGUUUGGCAUGCUGCGCGGCCGCCGCUCGCUGGAGGAGAGCCGUGCUGAUCAUACUCCCCCGCCGCUGGCCACUCUUUUCACCCCUGGGAAGACGCCGGCUCCUCUGCGUGCUCCGGUCCUCUCGUCCGCGUCCCCGGUGGCUCCCGAGCACUCUCAGACUCCGUCGACUCCCGCGCCGGUCCGACUGGCGUCUCUGUUCACACCUGGGAAGACGCCGGCACCGCUAGCGCCGCGCAUCAGCCGUCUGCCCGAGCCGCGGAUCGCUAUGGCUGAAGUAUUGACUGCCGCCGAGCGAAAACCGCCGACACCCGAGCCAGCCUCACCGCCGAGCAAACGUCAGUCGCUGGCUAGUGAGCUAGACGACAGUGAGUUCUACAGUUUCGAGGCGAGCCCGACGGUAGCUGAGCAGACGCUCGAGUUCUUUGGCCGCGAGCGCCAGCUGCAGCUGGUAGAGCGCUCCUGGCAUGACGAGAGUGACGUGGUGACGAUGGGUGGCGACGUGUCGCGCAGAUCACAUACUGGUGACGACGACGAAACGAUGAGCGAGGGCUCUCCGGCGCAUGAGGAUGAAGUUGGACAGCGGCACUCGACUCCACAGCAGGAGCUGCAGCGGCGUACCGUCGGCGACCAGGAGCACGAAGAAGCCGUCGAUCCGCGGGCAGAGCUUCAUCUGGUGACCCCUAGUCCGCGCCGAGAGCUGCACCGGUCAGCCCGGGCAGCCGUCUGUGAUACUGAAGAGCUUGGUGACAGGUCGGGCGUGCGCGAAGAGCGUAGCGAGGUCAGUGCUGUGAUUCGUACUGAGGUGUCUCCCGUGAGCGCACGAGCGACCGAGCCGACCGCACUGUUGGAGAAAAGCGAACAGAAUCAAAUCGUGUCCGAGGAAGAUCAGAAAUCAGUGGCUUCAGAGAAUGAAUCGGAGGCUGCUGCGCCUGAAGAAGAACCAGCCAUGUCAGAAAAGGAUGAGGGUGAGCCCGUCACUCCGUCCGAGGACAAUAAGACACCCGCUGCGUCAUCACAGAAGAGCGAGCGGCGUGAGUCCAACUCGUCUGGAGAGUUUAGCCCACUGAUCGGUAACAAGUUCACCAGUCUGGCGGCGCUGGCUGAUGCCGAGCCGGCGGAGGGUGGUCUGGAAGCGCUGGAAGCCCAGAUUUUGACGGGAGCUGACAACAGCCCUCAGCGGGCGAAGCCGUCCCCUGAGAAGUCGCCGGAGAAGAUCUCCGCCGGCGCGGCCGGUGAAGAGCCUCUGGUUGUGAAGAGGACUGCCUGGGUCACUGGAGAGGAGAGUGAGACGCAGGAUCGCACCCUGAGCUCGCUCGAGGCGCAGAUUCUGACGGGACCCGGCGCGGUCUCUGCUGGGAAGGAGACUGCAGGGCGGGAGUCGCCAGCGCCGGAGGUGACGUCAGGAGCAGAGCCGUUAGCUGUGAGGGAGGCCGCCUGGGUGACCGGUACUCCAGAGAGUGACUUGUUGGACCGCAGGCUGGCUGAGCUGGAGGCUCAGGUGGUAUCGGGUGGUGAUCAGGUCAACACUGGAAGCACCGAGUCCCACCGCCGCUCCAUACCGGACGAACAGUCUGCAGUCGAGCGACGGACGGCCUGGGUGACCGGCGUCCCGGACGACGACGAGGAGACAUCACCGAUGUCGGAAAGUUACUUGGCACCGCCGGCUGGCUUGCAGGAAGCUCUGCAGAGGAUCGACCAGGCUCUCCAACUGCCUGAUCUGUCUACGACGAUCGGGCCAACGGCCAUCACCUCUGGUGUGCUUUCAAACAGCUCGGAGGCGGUGUCCAGUAUGACUCUUCGACUCGAGUCGGACAGUGAGGACGAGCAGGAGCCGCCGCAGUUCGCCGGCUUCACCUCGCUGCAGCAGGGGCCGGCCGAGCCGGCGGCGCCCAGUCCGCCGCGCUCGCCACCUGCCGACCGUCUGACUCGCUCGUCUCUGCUGCGUCGGCCCAGUCCGGCGGCCGGGUCGCCUCUGCUGACCCCACGGCGCAGUCUCCGACGGCGGGCCGGCUCCGGGGCCGCCGAACAGAUCACCGAGAAGACAACCGAGACAGACGUGGAGACCCAGGCGGCUGUAGAGACCACGAAGGCAGUCGUAGAGUCCACGGAGACUAUCGUCAAAACCACGGAGAUGGCUGUUGAAGCCACGGAGGAGAGGACUGUUGAAACCACGGAGAAGAUAACCGUCGAAACCACCGAAUCAGCUGUCGACUCAACUAACACAGCCGUUGAGACUGCAAAGACAAGGGUGGUGACCUCGGAGACAGUUGAAACCACGGAGACAGUCACCGAGCCCACAGAGGCAGCCGUUGAAAUUGCAGAGACAACCGCGAUGGUGACCACGAAAACAGUUGAGACAGCGGAGACAGUUGAAACAAUGGAGACUACUGUUGAAACUGUGGAGACGGCCGACGACGCCACGGAGACUGCUGCUGAGUCCACAGAGGAAGCCGUCGAGUCCACAGAGGCAGCCGUCGAGACAACCGCGGUGGUGGCCACGACAGUUGAAACAACAGAGACAGUUGUGGAAACUGUAGAGACAGUCGUUGAAGCCAUGGAGACGGCUAUUGAGUCCACAACAACAGCCGUUGAGACCAAGGAGGCGGCCAUCGAAACCACAGAGGCAGCCGUCAAAUCCAAGGAGACAGAGUCCACAGAGGCAGCCGUUGAGCCUGCAGCAGAAGUGGACGGAGCUGGGUCGGAGCCGGUGGUGCCUGCCGCCGCUGCGGGGACGCCGUCCUCUCAGGAGGUCGGUUCAGCGGAGGAGGACACGACGCCCUCACCAAAAACUCGGCGAGCGAUACCGUCGCCGAAGAAAGAGAAAGCCGUCACAAGAUCUCCGGAGAAGGCAGGACAGUCCACGUCGCCCGUUGUCAAGAUCACCACGCCAACCUCAUCUCCACCAACGAGGCAGGCGGCGGCGGCGGCUGCGCGCGCCGAAGUGUCGUCGCUCUCUCCAGUGGCUGAGGAGCACCCCUCGGAGGCUCCUCCAUCGCCGCCGACAGACUCGGCCGCUGCUCUGACCACCCCGUCCAGAGCGCGGCGCAGCGUUCGCCGCAGCGUUGGCGGUGUGACUCCCCGCUCCCGGCUCAGUCUUCUGGCGGCCGUGGAUCCUCUCUCACCUGUACCUGAAGGGCGCAGUGUCGGAGCUGCGAGCGGCGAGCCCGCUGAGCCGGACACUGCCGCUGCCACAGAGGAGCAGGAAGGCGAAACUGAGGAGCCUCUGCCGGAGCCGACCUCCACGCGUAAGAGCGCUCGCCGGAGCGCCUCUGCGGAGCCAGAGCAGGCACCAACCUCCAUGCGAAAGAGCUCCCGCCGCAGCGCCUCGGCAGAGCCGGAGCAAGCGCCGACAUCCGCAAGGAAGAGCUCUCGGUCGCGGGCGGGCUCGGUGGGUCCGGCCACGCCUCUCCGACGCAGCGCGCGGACCCGCAGCGUCUCGCAGGAGCCCGAGGAGGCGGGCGCAGAGACGGACUCGCUGCGGGGAGGCUCGGUCGAGCCUGGGUCACCGGUCUCCACACCAUCCAGACGGCUGAGGACCCGACAGGUGUCAGAGGAGCCCGAGCAGGCCACCGCUCCCGCGACCUCGAGAGGCAGGAGAACGAGAAAGGCUUCUCAGUCGGAACAUGGCGAUGACUCGGUGUUUGAAGAUACCACUAAGAAGGGAGCGGCAACCAGAGAUGGCUCCGAAGAGCCCAAAGAUAAGGCGGGCCCCGAUACCACCGUCAAAACGAGGCGUGCCAGAAAAGUUUCUGAGGAACCAGAAGAGCCGACUGCCCAGAGCACAGCUCAGAAAACAAGACGUACAAGAAAAGCCUCUGAAGAGCCGGAAGAACAAUCAGUGUUGGAUACAGCAAAGAAGACCAGACGUACCAGAAAAACUUCUGAGGAGCCAGAAGAAGCAUCAGUUCUGGACACAGCAAAGAAGACCAGACGCACUAGAAAAGCUUCUGAGGAGCCAGAAGAAGCAUCGGUUCUUGACACAGCAAAGAAGACUAGACGCACCAGAAAAGCUUCUGAGGAGCCAGAAGAAACAUCAGUUCUGGAUACAGCAAAGAAGACCAGACGUACCAGAAAAGCUUCUGAGGGGCCAGAAGAACCAUCAGUUCUGGACACAGCAAAGAAGACCAGACGUACUAGAAAAGCUUCUGAGGAACCAGAGGAACCAUCAGUGUUGGAUACAGCUAAGAAGACCAGACGCAGUAGGAAGACCUCCGAGAGCCAGGGAGAGCAGACGGCCGCAGACACCACACAGAGCGGAAGGCGAACGAGGAAGGUUUCUGAGAGCACGGCCGCUGAGGAGCCCACUCCGGCGAGAGCCACACGGACCAGGAAGAUGUCUGAAUCCUCUGAAGCCGAUGUGCCUGUUCCUCCCUCUGCGAGCAAACGCACCAGAAAACAGUCUCAGGCGAGUGAAUCGUCGGAGGCUGGCGGUAGCCCCGAGCGGGCGUCCAAGGCGCGCCGACUGCGGGGUUCCUCAGAGGACGUGGAGGAUGAUGAGGACGACGGCAUGGCGCCGCCGGCCUCCCCGGCGCGCAGCACCCGCGCGCGCAGUCUGUCCGUCCAGCCGUCCUCGCCGGCUCGGCUGCCGACACGGGCGGUCUCGGAGCAGCCGCCCGAGACGCGCGUCACCGCCUCUGGGCGCAAACGGCGGCCGGCCAAGGGCUCGGAACCCGCCACACCACCCACCGCGGCGAAAACAGGCCGCGGAACGAAGAAGAGCAGGGCGGCGGCGGCGGCUGACGAGGACGAGGACCCGCCGUCGGACGGAGAGCAGUCGCCGCCUGUGCGCCGCGCGGUCGGCCGCCGCAGUCAGGCGGGUGCCACCGCGCGCCGCUCGGCGCUGCCGGCUAUCGCUGAGGCGGCGGCCGAGGCGAUGCCGCCGCCGGCGGGCGCGGCUGCCGGCCGUCGGCGGCGGCGCCGCACGACGCGCCUGCCCUCGGAGCCGCAGGAGGCCGGCAGUCCGCUGGUACUGGUCACGGAGGAGCAGCUGGAGGAGAUCCAGCGCCGCUCGGAGGACUCGCCGGAGCAGGAGCCGCUGCCGCGCGACCGCCGGGCCUCCAUCGCGCGCACCCGCCAGCGCACUGGCCCCCGCCGCUCGGUGCGGCUCUGGUAGUCACCUGGGAGCGACUGGGGCGCAAUCUGCGGCGUACCGUCAGUGAUGUUCGACUGUGACCGGCUGUGGUCGGUCAGCUGCUCAGCGUGUUCAUGUAUGAAUGUGUGGGGUACUCGGAACGUGGGGGGAGGGGGUGGGGGGACUGUCAAUUGUUCAGUGGCCACCACGGGUCACGCUUGUAUGUGUCAAACGUAUUUUGGAUAACGACCGUCUCGCUGUCCAUGCCAUCGUCGCUGGGCAGUCGUUCCGAACGUCUCGCCUGUCCCGUGCCCGGCCCGUCGCGCUUGGCUUUCUCAGCGCAGGGAACGAACGUUUCAGUUGACAGCGGUGUGUGCUCGGUUUUGCGGUCGUUUUGCGUCGGCUUUGUACGCGAUCCGAGCUCAGAUACAAUGAUGUACGGUGUGAUUUGGGGAUAGAUUCAGGGGCGUUGGGCGGUCAGUGCCGGUAGGGGAGCCGCGCGAGGCUGUCGUUCUCAGCGCUGUCACCGGCUGCAUCCGCGUCGUCCGACGACGUUUGAACCGUAUCAUGAAUAGCGAAAUGUUCAGUGGCUCGCAGUGCUGUCCGUCUCUGUUAAACGAUUUGUCACCGACGCCAAAACUUGUCAGUGAAUGUGUUUAAGUUGAGUUACUACAAUAAACGUGAGGAGCGCC
Messenger RNA from Amphibalanus amphitrite, 9092 nucleotides. RefSeq names its product protein ELYS-like. The record is from RefSeq and is a predicted model, not a curated record. The transcript has 2 exons. NCBI's taxonomy places the organism in Eukaryota, Metazoa, Arthropoda, Thecostraca, Balanomorpha, Balanidae. The annotation marks the transcript as partial.